Molecule: messenger RNA, 1554 nt
Organism: Diversispora eburnea
Lineage: Eukaryota; Fungi; Glomeromycota; Glomeromycetes; Diversisporales; Diversisporaceae
Source: the annotation of a GenBank genome assembly
AUGGCAACUAAAAUUUCCACCGAAAUAUUAAUUAUAAUUUUAAAAAAUGUUCAAUCAUCUCGUUCAACUCAAGAUUUAUAUUCUUCAUUAUUAGUUAAUCGAAUCUGGUGUAAAGUUGCAAUACCUAUACUUUGGGAAUUACCUUUGGGUCAAGAAAAUUGGAUAGAUUAUGGUUUGAAUAAGAAAUCAUUAUGUAUUCGAACUUAUAUAUCAUGUAUGAAUACUUCAACUAGAAAAUUACUUAUUCAAGAUGGAUUUGAUUUAUCAUCAUCACCUCCUCAAGCCACUUUUGAUUAUCCAUCUUUUAAAAUAACGGCAGUUCUCAAAAAAUUUUCCGAAGAGUUUCUAAAGUAUAGUAAUUUAAUUGGUUCAAUCCUCACGUUUCCUGAUGCCCCAAAAGUAUUUAAGAAAUUAGAAUAUUUUAGUUCGAUGACAAUAGGAGAUGAUGAACUAAUUAGACCAUUAUAUGAAUCAUUAACAUUAAUUUGUGAUAAUAUUUUAAAGAUGGAUUUAUUUUUGGGUUUCGAUUCACAUUCUCAAGUACAAUUAUUAACAAACCUUAUAAGUGUUCAAAAACGUUUAGAAAAUCUAUCAGUUGUUUCUAAUUGUGAUUUAUAUUAUAAUUCAAUAUUUUGGGCUAUCAUUAGUCAAAAAGAAACAUUGAAGAGUCUUCGUCUGAAAUCAGUAUUUUUUAAUAAUUUUGAACGAAAAUCAUCAACAAUUGGACAAUUUAUUUCACUUAAAGAACUUUAUAUUGACGAUUGUUAUGGAUUACAUAAUUUAGAUUGUUUAUCCUUGGCUUCAUCAUUUACUCAAUUAAGAAGGUUUCAUUAUUUUCAUUCGAAUUAUAUUUAUAGGUAUCCUCAAGAAUUUAUUAUAAAAAUUCUCGAAACGGCAAAUACAAAUUUAAGAAAUAUUUGUUUACAAUUAUAUCAUACAAUUACAUUUGAUAUAGAAUCAGCAAUUUUAAAUUAUUGUACAAAGAUUACCAAAUUAUCUUUACAUAAUUUAUAUCCUGAUCAAGUAAUAGCAAUAUUUAAUAAUAAUUUUAAUGAAUUAAGAAAAUUUUCAUUUGAUUGUGGAGAAGUGGGAUUUGAUGCUAAUGAAUUAUUAUGUCAAAUGGCUGAGAAUGUACCGAAAUCACUUGAAAUCAUUAAAAUUAGAAUGGUUUAUAAAGAUCCAUGGAUAUUUAGUUCUGAUAGUCUAAGAAAACUUUUUGAAGGGUGGUGUUGUAAAGGAGGAGGAAAUAAAAAGCUUAGGAAAUUCUGUAUAAAACGUUUAUUACAACGAAAAGAAUUAUUUUCAUCACAAUUAGACUCGCCGAGAAUAUACCAGAAUCAUUUGAAACCAUUAAAAUUAGAAAGAUCUAUGGAUGGGAUGUUUAGUGCUGAUAGUUUAAGAAAAUUUUUUGAGAGGUGGUUUAGUAAAGGUAGAUCAUUAUUACCGAAAGAUUUAUUAUCACCAUUGGCAGCAGCAAUAAGUAGUGAACAUUUUAAAGUUAUUGAAGAAUAUGAAGUUCGAUUUUAUAUAUGUCUCUCAAUCCCUAUUUAUUGA